CCCACCCACCUCCGCCCCAAGCCCUAGAUGUCCGCCUCCCCUCCCGCUCCCUGUGCCUCCUCCUCCCCCCGCCGCGCCGCCGCCGCCCCUGCAGGCCACCGAUCCGCUCAGAUCUCGCGCGAAUCGGCGCCCCAGCGGCCCCCUGCGGCCCGAUUCGGCGGCCGCGCGGCCAGGAACGGCGCCGGUUCGGGGCUUUUUUUGGCGGUGAGGUGGUGUGCGAUUUCUGGCGGGUUCGGCCUUUCCGGGCCCCGUGGAUGGAUGCGGUGGAGCUGCCGCUGCCAGCGAAGGUGGAUUUCGGGAAGAUUUUGACGCCGGCAGCGGCGGUGGAGGGGGUGGACGGGGGCGUCGUCGGAGGUGGCGGCGGAGGCGGGGGUGGGGAGGUUCUGAUGCGCUGCGCGGACGCGGAUCGACGGCACGGUGGUGAUGUGAAGCAGCUCAACCAGAAUGCAGAAAGCUAUCCAUCUUAUAAAAGUAAAAGGACUUCUUUGGAGGUCUCUAUGCACAAAUCUCUUGGUCUUGGCUUCAAGUCUGAAAAUAAUGGCAAACGGGAUUAUCUUGGAAAUGAUACUGUUCUAUCCUUGCAUAAGCAAGAUAGCAAGAUAAUGACCAAAAAAACCAUAAAGUUGUUGGACGGUCCAUCUUGUUCAAAAAGGCCAAAACUUGAGCCAGUACAAACUACUAGAGAUGCUGAAGAUAAGGGACAUGACUUCAUGUCACAGAAGAAUGUGCCUGAAUUGAUGCAGUGCACACCAUCUGAAAAAUCUCGGUUGCUCAAGCAGAAGCGCAUUUCUGAUGCAAAGAGAAUUGAUAAGAAGAAUGUUAGGUCUGGUGUCAGAUCUAAAUAUGAUUGUUUCUCAUCAAAGGCUGGUUUAGCAAAUUUUGAUUCUGGUUUCUUGGGAAACAACGUGCUUGGGGCACAUGGCCUUAAAUCUGAUAUCUGUGACAUCACAAAUCACAUUGAAAACCUCUCAUUGAGCGAACUUCUCAGUGGCACUUAUAAGUAUUCCAGUUUAGGAAGAGAAAAAGGAAAGAAGGUAUUGCGCACGAAAGAUGAACUCCUAGUCUCUGUCAGAAAAGCCUUUUCCAUGCUUUCUGGUAUGGACGGUUACUGUGGAAAGGAUGCUAAUUUCAUGCUGAGCCCUAAGCUUCCUUCAGCAAGCAUAUCUAGCUGUGAAGUCAAGGAGCAAUCUGGUGACAAGCCAUCCUCCUUGAUUAAGGACUCUUCACAAAUCAACAUCUGCGAUACUGCACUUUGUUGUCCAAAAGAUAUGCUGAGGCGUUUAACACUUCCACAAGGACAAGAUCUGGACUCUCUCUUAUCACCUGUAAGUGAGAGCUCAGCUGCAGUUAAGCCUCAUAUGCCUUCCAUGACAGUUCAUGGAGCUAGUUUGCCGCCAUAUCCUUGGUCACACUCACAGACUGGGGGUUACCGACCAAGUGUUGACUGUGGUAAACAUGGGUCAAGUAGAAGUAACUCCCAGUGGCAAUGGGUGAGAGUUGGAUCCAAUCUCACUCCUCUAGAUUAUGAAGAUAAGUCUGUCCAUAAAAUUGAUGAUCUUCUACAAGAGAUGGAUGCAGCAAAAUUAUCUAUCAUGGAUUCGUGUGACGUACCGUAUAAUUUAUGUGGCACAGAAUCAACUUCCGGAUCACUUGUACAAAAUAUUCACUCAAGAAAAAAUGCAAGCGAGCAUGGUUCUCAGCAACUGCAACCCCUGGACCAUGGUGACUCUUCAGAUGGUUUCCAGAAGCAUGACAGUGAGCAUUCUCUUUUGAAAACAUCUCAAGCAUCACCUAUACUGCAUGCUGCUGAAACCUUAUGUGAUAUGAGAAGAAGCACUGAAUCAUGGAGUGCACAAGGCUACAGCAAUGGGGCAAUUAAGUGGCCAAAAUCACCAUCUGAAAAGGUGAUGAAGGCCCGCAAGCCCUCAUCCCCAUUUGGUACAGCCGAGAGCUCUUCAGGUUCUCAUAAUAGUGAUGCAACUCGGAAUGGAAACAAUCACUCUACUAAGAAAAUAGUUGACAGGAAGAAUGAUUCUGCGCGCUUGAAUAACCCUGGUAAGGGGCCUAUAAGGUGGCCUGUUCCUAUUGAAGACACUACAUAUCCUGUCAGGCCCGAGAGGGGAUCAAUGCUUGAUAUGAGGCAACCCCAUGGCAAUGGGGGAAGGCAUCCGGUCCAGGUGUCAUCACAGGCACGGCUUGAAAAGGAGUAUGAGAACCAACAGAAGAUGAGGAAAGCAACGUUGGCCUCUUCUCUAGGAUCUGCAGGAGAUUGGAAUAGGGAGAGGAACAGGAGAAUGUGAAUUGUACAUUAUUCAUGUUGAAAUCAUAGGCUGCGGUAUAUUGUCUGGGACAGCGUAACCAGGCAACUGUUUCAUAAGAGGUCACAGCACAUUGGGAGAUGUGAUAAUUUAGGUGGCGGGUGAUGUAUCUAUUGUGCAUUUGUUGGUGUAACUGUUGUAACAAGUGUAAUUUUCUUUUUAUUACCGUCAUAUCACGGGUCUCUCACUGUCUCACCUUCUGCUGUGUAUUACUAGUGUCUCUCCACCUACUAUCGAUGAAAGUAAUAACAGGAUGCCCGAUAAUUGCAUUAGGGGGCAAUACUCGAGAGUACUUCGCAUCUUUGCCCAAUUAGAUGGUUGGAAGCUCAAUACCAUUUGUGGGCAUAGUCAUGUUCAAUCAUCAUCUCAGUUAUGUUUAAA
Molecule: messenger RNA, 2699 nt
Organism: Phragmites australis (common reed)
Lineage: Eukaryota; Viridiplantae; Streptophyta; Magnoliopsida; Poales; Poaceae
Exons: 6
Coding region: 255-2300 (681 amino acids)
Source: RefSeq, a predicted model, not a curated record